Molecule: messenger RNA, 2621 nt
Organism: Oncorhynchus mykiss (rainbow trout)
Lineage: Eukaryota; Metazoa; Chordata; Actinopteri; Salmoniformes; Salmonidae
Gene: foxo1a
Product: forkhead box O1 a
Biological process (GO): regulation of transcription by RNA polymerase II
Cellular component (GO): nucleus
Molecular function (GO): RNA polymerase II cis-regulatory region sequence-specific DNA binding; DNA-binding transcription factor activity, RNA polymerase II-specific
Source: RefSeq, a predicted model, not a curated record
GAGUAAACGGAACUGCUGCACUGAACAAUAACUGCGACUGGAUUGUAUAAAACAAAAGUUCACCAAGCUGUUUUUUGUUGUUGUUGUUAUUCUAUUCUAACUUUUCUAUACUAUUCGUCAACAAUCAGAAUAUCUACAUUUUUUUGUUUGUUGUCAUCGUCGACUUAGAUGUAGUUGCUGUCUCCGCCUUGAUUUGUGACUUUAUAUCUAUGUAGUGUUUAUCCGACGGACCGAUAUUUUUUUGUUCAGGUGGUCGACCACUACCCCCUUUUCGGUUGUUUACUUUCUGGUUGACUUCACAUCACCCGCUGUGUAUGAGUAACUUUGUCUUUACUAAUUCUAUGUGACAUUUUGACGCUAUUCUCGCUACUACUAUGGCCGAGGCAGCCCAACAACCACAACAGGUUGAGAUCGACCCGGAUUUCGAGCCUCUUUCCCGGCCCCGCUCCUGCACAUGGCCCCUGCCACGUCCGGAGUUCAUCACCCCGGGCGACUCUAACACCUCCUCUCCCGCCCCUUCUGUCAAACAAGAACCCAGCAGCAACUCCGAAUUCAUCUCCAGCCUCAGUUUAUUAGAAGAGACUGAAGAUUACCCCGAAGAGGAUCAGAAACCCACCAUCCUCUGCAAUGAUUUCCAAUGUCAGGAAAACUGCAUCCACGACCACCAACAGCAUCAGCAGCAGCACCCGGGGAACAACCCCCAACUCCCGCAGCAACAGGUGCUUCUGCUCUCCUCUCCGGCCGGGUCUGCAUCUUCAGUAGCGGCUGCGGCCGCUGCAGCUGCCCAGAGGAAAAGCAGUUCAUCUCGGCGUAACGCCUGGGGCAAUAUGUCUUAUGCGGACCUCAUAACUAAGGCUAUUGAGAGCACCCCGGACAAGAGACUUACCUUGUCGCAGAUCUAUGACUGGAUGGUGAAGAACGUGCCUUAUUUCAAGGACAAGGGAGAUAGCAACAGCUCUGCUGGAUGGAAGAACUCUAUCCGGCACAACCUGUCCCUCCACAGUCGGUUCGUCCGUGUGCAGAACGAGGGGACAGGGAAGAGUUCCUGGUGGAUGCUAAACCCUGAGGGAGGGAAGACUGGGAAGUCCCCUCGACGUAGAGCAGCCUCCAUGGACAACAACAACAGCAAGUUCGCCAAGAGCAAAGGACGGGCUGCUAAGAAGAAGUUGUCUCUCCAGGGUGGUCCUGACGGGGGAGCAGACAGCCUCGGGGGAGGCACCUACUCCAAGUGGCCCGGCAGCCCCAACUCCCACAGCAACGAUGACUUUGAUGCAUGGAGCGGUUUCCGGCCGCGCACCUCCUCCAACGCCAGCACGCUCAGCGGACGCCUCUCGCCCUUCACGCCCGAGGACGACCUCGGAGACGGGGACGUGCACAUGGGCUACCCAGGAUCCUCCGGGGCCAAGAUGGCGAACACAUUGCCCAGCCUGUCAGAGAUGGCGAGUUCUCUAGGCCACCACCACCACAGCUCAGAGAACGUUAUGGAGAACCUUCUGGAUAACCUGAACCUCCUCUCUCCCAAGAACACCCAGGUGGGAGGAGGAGGGGGUGUGGGGCAGGGGUCAUCCCAGAACUCCCCUUCCCCCCUAAUGCAGGCCAGCCCCGGGUCAGGGGUGGGCUACCCUUCCUACUCCUCUCCCUCCAUGGUCCCCCAGCAGCAGCAGGACUACCGCAAGUGUCGGUACAGCCAGGCAAGGAUGAAUGCUCUCUCCCCCAUGUCUCCCAACCCCAUGCAAACCCUGGGGGACAUCAAGUCCAGCUUCAGCCCCUCGUCUCUGAGUCAAUAUAACUGUCCUGCUGGCCUCCUCAAGGAGCUCCUGACCUCAGACUCUGACCCCCGCGGGGACAUGACGCCCUCGGUCGACACGGUGGUCUCUCAGUCUAGCGCAGGACGAAGCAGCGUUCUACCUUCGUAUAAUGCCUCUCAGCACGGAGGAGGAGGAGGAGGAGGAGGAAGAGGGGGUGGGGGUCUACACCCCCACCCACACUCUCACCCUCACCCCCACGGCCUCCCCCAUCCCCAAACCCACCCUCACCCUCACCUCCACAACCAAACCCCACCCACUUCUGUCUCGUCCAUGAACAGCUGCAACCUGAUGUCUCUGGGCAGUUUGAGCCACAGCGGUGGAGGGGGUAACGGAACCCGCCUGGGGGUUAAGAACCCCAUGCAGGUGCCCUACGGUCUCUCUACCCAUGUUGGACCAGGGGGGAUGCCCGGUGGGUUCUGCCCCAUCAACACUAACGGAUUUGGGCGUCCCGGCCUGGGUCUACCCCCCGCCCCCCACCACCACCACCACCACCACCACCUGGAGAAACUGCCCAGCGAUCUGGACGACAUGUCCAUUGAGAGGUUCGAGUGUGAUAUGGAAUCCAUCCUUCAUGACACCCUGAUGGACGGAGACCCGCUGGACUUCAACUUUGAACCCAUGGUGACCUCGCAGGGGUUCACGACCCAUGGGGUCAAGACGACCACGCAUGGCUGGGUGUCGGGGUAGAGGACGGAUGGACAUACACUCUCUUACAUACAUACACGAUGGAAGGACACGUGGACUGACGGACACGCACACACACACACACACACACACACACACACACACACACACACACACACACACACACAC